Molecule: messenger RNA, 1594 nt
Organism: Raphanus sativus (radish)
Lineage: Eukaryota; Viridiplantae; Streptophyta; Magnoliopsida; Brassicales; Brassicaceae
Product: transcription factor TGA2-like
Exons: 9
Coding region: 268-1251 (327 amino acids)
Biological process (GO): regulation of DNA-templated transcription; DNA-templated transcription
Molecular function (GO): sequence-specific DNA binding; DNA-binding transcription factor activity
Source: RefSeq, a predicted model, not a curated record
UUAGGACAAAAAAACGUGUCGGAGAUUGGACAUUCGGAUCCUCUCUCUCUCUCUGCUUCUUGGUUUCAAGUCCGAUUACAAAGCGCAACCUUUUACAGUGGACUUUUCCUCUGCAGCACACAAAAAGGUUUUCGUUUUUCAAGUCUCUUCUUCAUAUAGUUUCAAUCUGUGCACACAAGAGAAGUCUCAAGAAUCUUAUCCUGCAAGAGAGGCCGCCAUAAGUGGAUAUUGUCUUUGGCCAUCAAGUGUGUUAGUACUGAAAGUAGUAUGGCUGAUAUGAGUCCAAUAACCGAUGUCUCAACAGAUGGAGACAGAGAUCUUGGGUCUGAGGGAGCACUAGUGAACACUGCUGCUUCUGAUUCUAGUGAACGAUCCAAGAACAAGUUGGAUCAAAAGACCGUUCGUAGGCUUGCUCAAAACCGCGAGGCAGCAAGGAAAAGCAGACUGAGGAAGAAGGCGUAUGUUCAGCAGCUUGAGAACAGCCGCUUGAAGCUUACACAGCUUGAGCAAGAGCUGCAAAGAGCAAGACAGCAGGGUGUCUUCAUUUCAAGCACAGGAGACCAAGCCCAUUCUACUGGUGGAAAUGGGGCGUUGGCGUUUGAUGCUGAAUACUCACGGUGGCUGGAAGAAAAGAACAAGAGAAUGAACGAGCUGAGAUCUGCUCUGAAUGCGCAUGCAGGUGAUGGUGAGCUUCGAAUAAUAGUAGACGGUGUGAUGGCUCACUACGAGGAGCUUUUCAGGAUAAAAAGCAACGCAGCUAAGAACGAUGUCUUUCACUUGCUAUACGGUAUGUGGAAAACACCAGCUGAGAGAUGUUUCUUGUGGCUUGGUGGCUUCCGUUCAUCCGAAAUUCUCAAGCUUCUGGCGAAUCAGUUGGAGCCAAUGACAGAGAGACAGGUGAUGGGAAUAAAUAGCUUGCAAGAGACAUCACAGCAGGCUGAAGAUGCUUUGUCUCAAGGGAUGGAGAGCUUACAACAGUCCUUAGCUGAUACUUUAUCUAGCGGGACUCUUGGUUCUAGCUCAUCAGGUAAUGUCGCUAGCUACAUGGGUCAAAUGGCCAUGGCGAUGGGGAAGUUAGGUACCCUCGAAGGUUUUAUCCGCCAGGCGGAUAACUUGAGACUGCAAACAUUGCAACAGAUGAUAAGAGUAUUAACAACGCGACAGUCAGCGCGUGCUUUACUUGCGAUACAUGAUUACUCCUCGAGGUUACGAGCUCUCAGCUCUUUAUGGCUUGCUCGGCCUAGAGAGUGACAUUUGUGUGUUUUGGUCACUCAACUCAGCUGUACAAAAUUCAUAUGAACACACAAACCAGGAGAGACUUUUUUACAUUUAACUUUGUUAGAUUCGUCUUAUUAGCAAAUCCAUCAACGAAUAAGAAGAGUCUUUUUUCUUGUCUGUAAGGUUUUCUAAAUGGUUUGGUAGUAAUUUGAUGUUGUUUUAGCUGUAGCCUCAAUGUUGUAUGCAUAUCUUUUAUAAUUAGAAAUGUCCCUUGAAUUUUGUCUUUUUGUUGUUGCUGUUGUGAUAUACUUGGUACAAAUGUAAUGUAUUUCACUCUUUUAAUACUAUAUUUUGAUAUUUACAUUUCGGUAUCUAU